GGGACGGCCAUGGGGUUGGUCAUCAACACGGGUGACCGGACCAUCAUCGGACGCAUCGCCAGUUUGGCUUCCGGGGUGGAGAACGAGAAGACCCCCAUCGCCAUCGAGAUCGAGCACUUCGUCGACAUCAUCGCCGGCCUCGCCAUCUUCUUCGGCGCCACCUUCUUCGUGGUGGCCAUGGUCAUCGGUUACCCCUUCCUCCGGGCCAUGGUCUUCUUCAUGGCCAUCGUCGUGGCCUACGUCCCCGAGGGGCUGCUGGCCACUGUCACGGUUUGCCUCUCGUUGACGGCCAAACGGCUGGCGAGGAAGAACUGCGUGGUGAAGAACCUGGAAGCGGUGGAGACUUUGGGUUCCACCUCCGUCAUCUGCUCCGACAAGACGGGGACCCUCACCCAAAACCGCAUGACGGUGGCCCACCUCUGGUUCGACAACCAGAUCCAUACGGCCGACACCACCGAGGACCAAUCGGGGCAGAGCUUCGACCAGUCCUCGGAGACGUGGACCAUGUUGAGCCGCGUCGUCGCCCUCUGCAACAGGGCCCAGUUCAAACCGGGACAGGACAACGUCCCCGUGGCCAAGCGUGAGGUCAUCGGCGACGCGUCGGAGACGGCGCUGCUGAAGUUCGCGGAGGUGACGGUGGGGCCGGCGGCGGAGGCACGGGGCCGGUUCCCCAAAGUGGCCGAGUUGCCCUUCAACUCCACCAACAAGUUCCAGCUGUCGGUGCACGAGGCAGGAGAACGUCAACUGUUGGUGCUGAAAGGUGCCCCCGAGCGGGUGCUGGAGAGGUGCAACACGGUGCUGCUGAAGGGACAGGAGUUGGCCCUGGACGCCCAGUGGCGGGAGGCCACCCCUGGUUGACACGGGGGGACAGGAGGACACGGGGUCAGGAGGGAGGUGGGGAUGGGGGCCCACCAAGACCAUGGAGGAACAUUGGAGACCAGAGGGGACCACGAGGAACCACGGGUGGCCCUCAGGGCCCCUCUUCGAUGGCCCCCGUGUCCCCUUGUCCCCCAGGUGAUCAUGGUGACCGGGGACCACCCCAUCACGGCCAAGGCCAUCGCGGCGGCCGUUGGCAUCAUCUCCGAGGGCAGCGAGACCCCCGAGGAGGUGGCAGCUCGCCUCCGCCUUCCCCUGGAGCGGGUGGACCCCAGGCAGGCCCGGGCGCGGGUGGUGACGGGGGCGGAGUUGGCGGCCAUGACACCGGGAGCUUUGGAAGGUCUUCUCCGCGCCCACCCCGAGAUGGUCUUCGCCCGGACGUCACCGCAGCAGAAACUUGUCAUCGUGGAGAGCUGCCAGCGGCUGGGCGCCAUCGUGGCGGUGACGGGGGACGGGGUGAACGACUCCCCGGCGCUGAAGAAGGCGGACAUCGGGGUGGCCAUGGGCAUCGCCGGCUCCGACGCCGCCAAGAACGCGGCCGACAUGAUCCUCCUCGAUGACAACUUCGCCUCCAUCGUCACCGGAGUGGAGCAAGGUCGCCUGAUCUUUGACAACCUGAAGAAGUCCAUCGCCUACACGUUGACCAAGAACAUCCCCGAGUUGACCCCGUACCUCAUCUACAUCACGGCCAGCGUCCCCCUGCCCUUGGGUUGCAUCACCAUCCUCUUCAUCGAGCUCUGCACCGACAUCGUGAGUGGGCGGACAUCGCGGUCACCACCCCGAACACGUGGGGUCACCACCCCAGACACCUGGGGUCCAUCAACCAGUCCAUCCACUGGUCGUUAAGGUGCCAUCCAGUCCUUCGCCGGCUUCACCGCCUACUUCGUGGCCAUGGCUCAGGAGGGCUGGUGGCCGCUGCUCUGCCUGGGGCUGCGCCCGCGCUGGGAGGACACCCACGAGCAGGAGCUGCAGGACAGCUACGGCCAACAAUGGACCUUCGAGCAGCGCCGGUACCAACAGUACACGUGUUACACCGUCUUCUUCAUCAGCAUCGAGAUGUGCCAAAUCGCCGACGUCCUCAUCCGCAAGACCCGACGCCUCUCCCUCUUCCAGCAGGGCCUCUUCCGGAACCGCAUCCUGGUGAUCGCCAUCGUGUUCCAGGUGUCCAUCGGCUGUUUCCUCUGUUACUGCCCCGGAAUGCCCAACGUCUUCAACUUUAUGCCCAUACGGUGCGACCCCAUACGGGAUAAACCCCUCCCCCCACCCCCAAAUAUCGGGGUGGGGAAGACGCCCAUCGCGGUGGAGAUCGAGCACUUCAUCCAGCUCAUCACCGGCGUCGCCGUCUUCCUCGGCAUCUCCUUCUUCAUCCUCUCCCUCAUCCUGGGCUACACCUGGCUGGAGGCCGUCAUCUUCCUCAUCGGCAUCAUCGUGGCCAACGUCCCCGAGGGAUCACCGGCCGUCAUCUUCCUCAUCGGCUUCAUCGUGGCCAACGUCCCCGAGGGGCUGCUGGCCACCGUCACC
Molecule: messenger RNA, 2397 nt
Organism: Charadrius vociferus (killdeer)
Lineage: Eukaryota; Metazoa; Chordata; Aves; Charadriiformes; Charadriidae
Product: potassium-transporting ATPase alpha chain 1-like
Exons: 14
Biological process (GO): intracellular potassium ion homeostasis; potassium ion import across plasma membrane; sodium ion export across plasma membrane
Cellular component (GO): membrane
Molecular function (GO): ATP binding; ATP hydrolysis activity; P-type sodium:potassium-exchanging transporter activity
Source: RefSeq, a predicted model, not a curated record